Fibroporia radiculosa is the source of this 2025-nucleotide messenger RNA. RefSeq lists its product as uncharacterized. NCBI's taxonomy places the organism in Eukaryota, Fungi, Basidiomycota, Agaricomycetes, Polyporales, Fibroporiaceae. Bases 1 to 2025 code for a protein of 674 amino acids. Gene Ontology annotation, cellular component: ESCRT I complex. The record is from RefSeq and is a predicted model, not a curated record. Gene Ontology annotation, molecular function: ubiquitin binding. The transcript has 5 exons. Gene Ontology annotation, biological process: endosome to lysosome transport; protein transport; protein modification process.
AUGCCACGCGCCCAGUCUGAUCGCAUCCCCACCCAGUCCGGCAUCCCCGGCCCUCCCUCCCGGCUCCCGGGCGGAGUUUCGACUUUUCGCCGCUCCGCCCAAUCCGCGCCACCGCCACCGGCCGAGUCUCCGCGUGUCUGGCGCUCACUGGCAGCGACGAGUCGCCCCGCCGCCGCGAUGAGCUCGUCCGACUCGCUCACCCUCCGAUGGCUGCGCCAGAACAUCCAGCCUUAUCCCUCUCCCGACAUCGUCUUUGCACACGUCGACGCCGUCCUCGCCCGCGUCCCCACCGUCCGCCCCAAGACAGACGUCUACACGUAUGAUGACGGCCGCACACAGCUCCUGCUCUGCCUCCACGGCCUGCUCCCCAUCGCCUUUCGCGGUGCCGCGUACAACAUCCCCAUCGCCAUCUGGCUCACCAGAGACUACCCCCGCCUCGCCCCUAUUGUCUACGUCGUUCCCACCAGCGACAUGCUCGUCCGCCCUGGGCCGGACAUGGACCCCAGCGGCAGGUGCCAGAUCGAGUACCUGCGCCAUUGGGACAAAAAGAGCGAGGUUCGUCUCCUCCGUCCUCCGCCUCCGCCUCCGCCUCCAUCUCACUCACACCUCCCCCGUUCCGUGCCCCAGGGCUGCAGUCUAGCCGCCUUGGUCGAGGCAAUGCAGCUCGCCUUCUCGCGCACCCCGCCCGUUUAUGCGAAGCCCCCCGCUGCCAGCCCCGACUAUGCCGCCCGACCUCCCCCGGCCACCUACGCGCCCUCCCCUGCGAUCGCCGCCGUUCACAGUCCGGAGCGGCCGCCCCUCCCGGCCAAACCAGCCACUCCGUCCGCCGCCCUGCCGGCAGCGUAUGCUCGCGUGCCCACGUCUAGCCGGAGCGGCUCGCCCAAUGUGCCCGACGCCGCGCCUCUUGGCAUGCGCCCGCCUCCUCCACUCCCUCCUCACCCGCCGAUGCUAUCGGGUAUAUCGCCGAUUUCCUCUCCACCCGUGCCCCCGACAUACACUCCGCGCCCACCCGGUGGUCUGAUCGACCCUCCCCGAGCCCUUGCUCCAGCAUCCGCUCGGUCUCUCAGCGCCCCGGUCACUGCGGGCCAGCCGUCGUCGUCCCAGCCGUCCCACACGUCCUCCCAAUCAGUGUCACCGCCCACUACUUCACCGCCUCCUCUUCCACCCCAUCCGUGCUCAGUAUCACCGCCUUCGUUGCAGGCAACACAAUCGUAUUCGCUACCCAUCCUGCCCGGAACCCCCCAUCUUCACAACGGACAGCUUCCCUCCCGACCCCCUCCCUUCGUUUCCCCUCAACCCGUCCGUGAUUUUGAACCGCAGCAUGUCCAGGCACCGCUCUCAUCAGGGCGUCCUCCGGCAUUCACUCACGCUUCCCCCGUACCGUCGUCUGUGCCUCACAUUCCACCCCCCGAUCUACUCGAUGCGGACGAACCUCCACCGCCGCCGGCGUCCACAUUCCCGCCGUCAUCCGCUCCGGCGCCACCACGGCCACCGAACCCCGAGCUCCUGCAGUUGCACACGCAGGUGCACGCAAAACUGCACUCGGAGCUCGCAUCGCUGCAGCAAGCAAUGGCGGUCGACGCGGAGCGGCUGCGCGCGCACCAGACAGACCUGCUGUCGGGCGAGCCCGCGAUUCGGGACGAGAUGGCGCGUCUGGAGGCGGUGCGUGACGUAUGCCGCACUGUUGCGGACCGCAUGCGCGCCGUCGUAGACGCGGGGGCGCAGAACGUCUCGGAGUUACGCCGAAAGGGCGACCCGGAGGUGGACGAGCUCGUGUGCUCGACGACGAUCGUGCAUAAUCAGCUGAUUAAUCUGGUGGCGGAGGACAACGCCGUCGAAGAUACCAUAUAUCACCUGCAUCGUGCUCUCAAUACCGGAAGAAUGGACCUCGAGCGGUUCAUCCGGACGACGCGUGUGCUAGCGGAGGAGCAGUUUAUGAAGCGGGCCCUAGUAGAGAAGAUCCGGGCGAGGCUGCCGCAGGGGUACCCAGAGAUGGGCUGGGCUGGGGCUUCAGAAUGGCAAUGA